This is a messenger RNA of Papaver somniferum (opium poppy), 1478 nucleotides long. Its product is annotated as cysteine synthase-like. The record is from RefSeq and is a predicted model, not a curated record. The transcript has 10 exons. NCBI's taxonomy places the organism in Eukaryota, Viridiplantae, Streptophyta, Magnoliopsida, Ranunculales, Papaveraceae. Gene Ontology annotation, biological process: double fertilization forming a zygote and endosperm; pollen tube growth. Bases 76 to 1254 code for a protein of 392 amino acids. Gene Ontology annotation, molecular function: cysteine synthase activity. Gene Ontology annotation, cellular component: cytoplasm.
AUUGUGAGGUUUAUAAGUUAACACCUGGUACUACUGGUAGUAGGAACCAUCCAGCAUCCACUAACAAAAUCAACAAUGGCUUCUUCUUCUCUUUGUUCCAACCCAUUGACUUCUAUCCCCAAAUCUAAAUUGGGGUUUGCUUCUUCAUCUUCUAAACCCCAAUUACUAUCUCAAUCUUCUUUCGUCAAUUUGAGAAAAUCAUCUCCUCAAUUUGCUAGAAAACAACUCUCACACUCUUCUGUUGUUGUUUGUAAAGCUGUUUCUGCUGAACCAUCUACUCAAAUUGAAGGUCUUAACAUUGCUGAAGAUGUUUCUCAGCUUAUUGGAAAGACACCUAUGGUUUACCUCAAUAAUAUUGCCAAUGGUUCUGUUGCAAAUAUUGCUGCCAAGCUUGAGAUAAUGGAACCCUGUUGCAGUGUUAAAGACAGGAUAGGUUUAAGUAUGAUUACUGAUGCCGAAGAAAAGGGACUUAUUACACCUGGAAAGAGUGUCUUGGUGGAACCAACCAGUGGAAACACAGGUAUCGGUCUUGCCUUUAUUGCUGCUGCAAGAGGAUACAAACUCAUCUUAACUAUGCCUGCAUCUAUGAGUAUGGAAAGACGAGUCCUUCUGAAGGCAUUUGGAGCCGAGUUAGUUCUUACCGAAUCCGCCAAGGGUAUGAAGGGAGCUCUUGCAAAAGCAGAAGAGAUUGUAAACAAAACACCUAAUUCUUACAUGCUUCAACAAUUUGACAACCCAGCUAAUCCAAAGAUUCACUUUGAAACAACUGGUCCUGAGAUUUGGGAAGAUACAAGAGGAAAAGUAGAUAUAUUUGUCGCAGGAAUUGGUACCGGUGGAACUAUUUCGGGGGUUGGUCGGUACCUAAAGAAACAAAAUCCUAACGUAAAGAUUAUUGGUGUUGAGCCAACAGAAAGCAACGUACUUUCAGGGGGAACACCUGGUCCUCACAAAAUUCAAGGGAUUGGAACAGGCUUUAUACCUGGAAAUUUAGACUUGAGCAUAGUUGAUGAAGUCAUAGAGGUAUCAAGUGAUGAAUCUAUUGAAACAGCGAAACUGUUGGCACUUCAAGAAGGCCUAAUGGUGGGAAUAUCUUCUGGUGCGGCGGCAACAGCUGCUAUCAGGGUUGCAAAGAGACCUGAGAAUGCUGGAAAGCUUAUCGCGGUUGUGUUUCCAAGUUUUGGCGAGAGAUAUCUCUCUUCUGUUCUCUUCCAAUCAAUCAGGGAAGAAUGCGAGAACAUGCAACCUGAGCCAUGAAAAAUGAGUUUUCCAUUGUCUUGGUAAUUCUGUUAAUUCCACUUCUUACUGUACCUGCAGACAUUCCACAAUAUGUUUUAUCUUUUUUACUCAAAUUGAGUAAUGAGUUGGGUUUUGUUACAUUAUUUUGUAGGUAUAAUUGAAAAUACACCGAAUAAUGUUAAAAAUAAAAAUGAAAUGUGUAUUAUCUUGACAUUGUAUAUAUAAUUUGGGUCCAAUUUAAA